GAAAUGAAAACAACUUUCUUCUUCCUACUUGCAGCGCAUAGAGGAGAGAGCAGUUGUGUCUUCCAGGGACCGGAGAGCCGUAAUCUGACACUGCGCUUCCCCCUGAGGAGGAUCCGUGCACAGGGCAGAAAGGACGAGGCUGCUGCAGACCUCAUGCUGCCCCGCAGCUCUGUGCUGGGGAGAGGGGGAUACUAGAGAGAGACUACAGGGGGAGAGUGUGCUGGAGGAGGCGCCAGGAGCAGAUACACACUGUAGGGCAGGAGAUAGUGGGAGACACAGGCGAGGAGGCGGCGGAUCAGUGACCACAGUGCUGAGAAGUGUUACAGCAGCAGCAUAAAGUAUAGGGGAGAGAGGUGGGAGGAGAGAAGGACUUCUGUCCCCGCUGACAAGUGACAGGGCAGCAAUGGGGAGGAAAGCCUCCUGAACUGUGAGACUCACACAAACUCUGCCCAACUUCUCCAAUGGUCCAGAGAGCAGCUCUUGUCACCUUCAGGCGGAUGGCUGACCUCUCCCUGCCGGGCUGCGUAAGGAGGAUAUAUGAUGAAGAAGACCAGUAGCAACAAUCACCUCAGCAAUCAUGUUCCCAAGAACAAUGUCCAGGGCGCUGCUAGGAAGGGCUGGCUGUCUCCGCGCUUCUCGCUGCGGGACUAUGGUUUCUGCAUGGCAACUUUGUUGCUCUUCUGCAUGGGCUCCCUCUUCUACCAGCUGAAUGGGGGACCCCCUCAGCUCCUGCUGGAUCUGCGCCUCUAUCUGGGUAAUUCAACUUUCUUGGAUGAACAUGGUCCUCCCAUCCCAAAGGUACUGCCUUUUCCUAGUCAAGUAGUGUAUAACAGAGUUGGAAAAUGUGGCAGCAGGACAGUUGUCUUACUAUUACGCAUCUUAUCAGAAAAACAUGGGUUCAAUUUGGUUACCUCUGACAUUCACAAUAAAACCAGACUGACCAAAAAUGAACAGAUGGAGUUGAUAAAAAAUGUCAGCACUGCUGAACAGCCAUAUUUAUUUACCCGACACGUUCACUACCUUAACUUCUCAAGAUUUGGCUCUGAACAACCAGUGUAUAUCAAUAUAAUUAGAGACCCAGUAAAUCGAUUUCUUUCAAAUUAUUUUUUUCGACGAUUUGGAGAUUGGAGAGGAGAACAGAAUCACAUGAUCCGUACCCCAAGCAUGAAAGAAGAGGAAAGGUAUUUGGAUAUUAAUGACUGUAUUCUUGAGAACUAUGCAGAGUGUUCCAACCCCAGGUUAUUUUACAUUAUACCAUACUUUUGUGGACAACAUCCAAAAUGCAGGGAUCCUGGUGAGUGGGCCUUGGAACGUGCAAAGCAGAAUGUGAAUGAAAACUUUCUUCUUGUCGGAAUUCUGGAAGAGCUGGAAGAUGUGCUGCUUUUGCUGGAAAGAUUUUUACCUCACUACUUCAAGGAUGUCAUGAGCAUUUAUAAAAAUCCAGAACACAGAAAACUUGGAAACCUGACUGUUACCGUGAAGAAAACUUUCCCAACUCACAGCGCACUACAGGUUCUUUACCAGCGCAUGAAAUAUGAAUAUGAAUUUUACUAUUAUGUCAAAGAACAGUUCCAUUUGCUGAAACGUAAAUUUGGGCUGAAAUCUCAUGUGAAAGCUACUCCCAAUCAAGAUCUUUCAGCCCCAAUUCCCAACCCUAUGGAAACGGAGGAGCCCAUCGAAGAUGAGGACGAUCAAAAUGAUGAGAAGUGGUUAGAGGACAUUUAUAAGAGAUGAUGCCCCACUUGUAGAAUCACAACUAUGAGUCCACAUCCAUUUCUUAAGCUUUUUUUAUUGUCAAAAAAAUCCUUAAGGAACAUGGUUAAUGCUUAACUGCAUUAACACUUUCCCACAUGUUGGGUAUUAGGGAAAUACUUGUACCCGAUUUUGCGGGUUGUGUUUACUUUUAUUUUUUUAUGUUCAGUGGGAUUGAUGGGAGAAUUUAGAAAUAGGAAAUACAGAACGUUGACUUGAGAUUUUGCCAGUAUUUGCAUAUUUCAGGAAGCCUCCGGUACAGUAUAAUCAGUGAUCAGAAGACUUACCACAUGAUGGGAGGUAUUUACCAAGAUAUGCCUGGUGUCUGCUCUUUCUUACCCAUUUAAUACUAUGUUUUGCACUUAAGCUUUAUAUUUCUUUCACAAAAACGCCCAAGACUUACAUCCUGCAAGUUAAUGACUGCCAUCAGCAUGUAUAUGCAAUUAUCUCUAUUUCCCCAUGAGGUUUUGGGAAAUAAUAGCUUGAACUGUCCAGUUUGGUUACCUGUGUCCAUCUCUAAGCACUUUAGGACACAAGGAGAUUCCAUUAUUUGACUCAAGUCCUGUUUUCCUUGAAACUGUUGAAGACAUGAGAUUAUAAUGUAAAAAACUUGCCCCACCCUGUCAGAGAGAUUACUUUGGGCAGUAUUAAUGGAGAUACUCUUUUGCUAUAACCAUCAACUGAAAAAUAUAUGUAUGAAACAUAUACCAUUAGGAGGUUUAAGCAAUUUAAUUUCAUACUGUAUGUCAUUUUGAAACAAAACCAAACCGGAACAAUAUAUAAUGAUUUGCUGCAGUGCUUGGUGAAAUGUACUGUCUUGCCUUCCCUGAAUGUCAGAAUAAGUGUUUGAUUUCUAAAUUAUUUACAACUCCAUUCAAACCUAGCCGUAAUUCUGGGGAAGUUCAUCUAGAAUUUCCAGCUGAUGACUUUCAUCAGUUGCAACCUCUACUUAGUGUCACAUGUUGUGUCAGACUUGUUUCCUCCUUUGCUACAGAGGAAUUCUUUUAUGUAUUCAUAGAGGUUUUUUACACUAGUACAAACAUCAUGGGACACCUCUCUAUAUAAAAACAACAAUUAAAAUGACAGUUAACAAAAAUAAUUAUGAAUACUGUGAUAGUUAUUAAGUAUAAAACACCUACACCAAAGUACACUCACAGCAAGAUGACACAUUAGACAGCCAUGAUAAUGGAACAUUGGUCAUGUGCAGACCUCCUGACAAUAGCUUCGCGCAAACUACUCUGCAUCGGUGGCAGGCUUCCCCUGGACACCCCCUUGACUUGCUGAUUGCAGCGCCAACUACCUAGUGUGGGGUGGGGGGGGGGGGGUGGUAGUUCGCUUUGCACAUAUAAACAUACAUGAUGUUUGUAAUAUAUGUGCUGGCAGUGUAUCCGUAUAGUCAGCGGUGCUGUAUACCACAGCUGCCGUGGUAAACCCGGGGACUCUGCAUUAGGAUUUACUCUCCUAAAUCCGCAUCCCAGACUCCUAUGAAACUAGCCAAUGAGAUUUUGGGGGUGGGCUUAGGAGAGUGCACUGGGUAGCCGGCACUGCUGCUUAUUAUAGACAGUAUAAAUAAUUGUACCAACACAUGAAUAAGUCAGCCUUAUGCCACCAGGGCAUUCCUUCCAAAUUCCCAGGACGCUCCCCUGAAAUGAGGUCUGUUAAGAGGUAUUAUAGAGGGGUAUAAGCUGACUGCACUAUCAGUAUCAUCUCAUAAAGAGUGUUAUACAAAAAUUUGUUCAAAACUAAUACAUUAUAAUUGAAAUAUGAUUAUAGCUAUUUCCUAUAAUUCAAGAACAGACCAGUAAAGGAUGAGGAAGGAAGCAAAUUUAGAAGAUACAGUGACUCUGUGUUACGAAUAACUAUGGCAUGUUAUUUCUGUCAUAUAUUGGGGCUAAUUCAACAAGGAACGCAAAACUGCACGAAUUGCGAAAAUACGUAAAAUCUGAGAAAAAAUACAACUUCUGAGACAGCAAAAACUGCGUAUGCACUACAAAAACUAGGCAUGUAGGGGGCUUACUAAAGGGCUGGACUCGCAAAAACUACGAGCAGGGAUGUGUUGUGGGCGUAUGCAGAUUUUAGAUAGGCGGAGCAUACGUAUUUUUUUUGCAACUGAACGCACAUUUAUGGUGUGCAGUUUGAGUUACUACAGGUCAACCUUAAAAUCUGCACAAGCUGACCUCAGUUGUAGAAUGUUGGAUGUAUACUGCAAUCAUUGCUUCAUUACACCCAGUUGAAGCAGAUCACACUGCUGACCACAAUUCACUUUAUUCAGCUGCAUUGAAACUUCACAACAUGUAAGGGAGCUUUAACACAUGUAUUACUCUAAAAUAUAUGUUAGUAGUAACCUAAUAAUUCUUUAAGUUAAUAACAAUGCAGGUUUGUCAAGAACACACUUGUUUUCCUACAAACAUGUACAAUAACAUUUACAAAAGCAAGUUUUUUUUUUUUUUGUUCUUUGUUUGGUUAAUGGCUUUUUGUUUAAAAGCUGAGUUUUUUCAUGAUUUAAAGCGACAAACAAUUAUUAUCUUCAAAAAUCAUACCCACAUACAUGUGUAAAGUUUUUUUGUUUUUUUCCCCUUGACAAAGAAACAUAUGUUCAAUAACAUCACCACAAUAAUUGUAAUUUUGUGGACAUUUUAAUUACGCACCACUUUUAAAAAAAUAUAUAUUUUCACAUUAAACAAUAAAAUAAGGAAUGUUAAUAAUAACAAAGAAACAUUAAUAUGUCAUGUGUGUAAACUUUCAACAUAAAAAAAAAUAUAUAUAUUUUUUUCCCUUUUUCCGCCUGCGUUUGUGGAUUCACCAGCGGAAGUAGCUCGUCUUGUUGUUCGAUGCAUCCUGUCAGUAGGCAUGGUUGGCUCAAUGUUAUGUGUAGCUGAUGUUAAAUUGUGACAUCAGAAACAUUUACGCAAAAAAUGCGACUAAAGUGUACGUUUUUUCCGCAAAAAAUGCAGAUUUUUAAAUCUAAUCGCAAAAUUGUUUUGUGUUGCAGAGUUUCCAUUUCAGCGUGCUUUCGCAGUUUUGCGAUUGGUCGCACUUUUUACGAUCCUUACUGAAUUAGCCCCAUUGUCCUGACAUUUGUACCUUUAAAAAUUCCAAUUUAUUUACCCUAACUUUUCACACAUUCAUCGUCUGCGAAUUAAAAGCCACGGUAACUCGCACUGGCGGCCGUGUUACCUUAGCGUGGAUUCUAAGUGAGUAGGGAAAAGUCAUUUGUGACUUUUUGAGCUGCAUUUAGUGAUUCACAGCAAAGUCAUGUGUAGUUAUUUACCAGCUGUUAUACAGUAGCUUCAUGAUUUUAUGCCGUCAAGUCUACAAAAUACUAGAAAGGUUGUUUUAAUUCAGAGUUCAGCUACUUAAGUAGUGUUAGAACUAUUUCCUUAACAAAAACUCAUCCCUAAAUAUAAGUAAAAAAUUAUAUGGAUCCUAUAAAUUAUAAGCAAUCAGAGCAGGGACCUAGUUUAUACCAUCUCACACCUCAUCCUGAGCUACUUCACGUGCUCUCAGAUCUGCAUCUAACCUGUGCAUCACCUCUCACCACUCUGAUCACCGCUUAUCACUCCUGCCUACCACAUUGUAUAUGUGCUACCCACCUAAGAUUCCCUACCAUGCCUGAUUAUCCCUAGAUUUCAAAUGAAUAAACCCUCUCUGAAACCCACCUAUUUCCUUGUCCCUAGUCCUACCCCCCUACACUACUGACACCAGUACCCUCCUACUUCCCAAUCUAAACCACACUCAUUUGUCUUGUUUCAGCUCUGCCCUUUUCCCAUCAGGAUGUAAGCUCAUAUUCAGGAGCUAUUUGUUUUCAUGUCUGAAUGUAUCAUUAGUAUAUCCCUAUUUUAUGAAACCUAUGUUUUCAUUACUUGCUAUGACACCUCAAAAAUCACCAUUGGUGGUGAUAAUAAUAACAACCACAACUGCUGGAUAGCUAAAUACUGAAUGCUCCAAUAUCCGUUCGGACAAGGAGAUAGAUCACAGCUGGCUCCUGCCUCUAUGUCGGAAAUACUUGUCUAAUUAGGAUCCAGCUGUCAUUUCUCAAGCAGUCAUUCCAGCUGCUCAUCAGGGCCCAAGCUCCCAAGUACAAGUUAAUACUGGUCAGAAGUUACUGUAGCCCCCUUCAUGAGAUGAGGAGCUAAAAACAAUUCAUUCAGUGAGCCUGUGGUUGCUCCCAUUCCCCCACCCCACUGCCCUAUAUACACACAUAUAAAGGAAAGAGGGGGCAGCUGGACUGCACACCCUAAUACUAAGUUACUACUUAUAUUACUAGUUAUUACUUGUUAGUAGCAGGGUGUGCAAUCCAGCUCCCCCUUCUUCCUGUAUAUGCGUGUAUAUAUUCUAUACUUGAAGUUGAGGCUCCUCCAUUCUGGUAUUGGCACCCUUCCCAUUUACCCUCAGGUGUUUUAAUUAGCAGAGGAUCUUACAUUUCAGAUCACACAUUGAUAAGGGCUCUAUUUGAAGGUAAGACCUAGAUAAAUUUAUAGAAUGUGAUACAGGUUAAGUAUCCCAUAUCCAUAUAUUCCGAAAUACGGAAUAUUCCGAAAUACGGACUUUUUUGAGUGAGAGUGAAAUAGUGAAACCUUUGUUUUUUGAUGUCUCAAUGUACACAAACUUUGUUUAAUACACAAAGUUAUUAAAAAUAUUGUAUUAAAUGACCUUCAGGCUGUGUGUAUAAGGUGUAUAUGAAACAUAAAUGAAUUGUGUGAAUGUAGACACACUUUGUUUAAUGCACAAAGUUAUAAAAAAUAUUGGCUAAAAUGACCUUCAGGCUGUGUGUAUAAGGUGUAUAUGUAACAUAAAUGCAUUCUGUGCUUAGAUUUAGGUCCCAUCACCAUGAUAUCUCAUUAUGGUAUGCAAUUAUUCCAAAAUACGGAAAAAAUCCCAUAUCCAAAGUACCUCUGGUCCCAAGCAUUUUGGAUAAGGGAGACUCAACCUGUAGUAUUAGAGAUGUUAGGGACCCAUGUGUAAUGAAAUCACCUGGUUGCGGUGCAUGGGCCCACAUAUUUGCGCAAAUGUGUGCUAAGAACUUCACUUAUACUCUGCUAAUUGUGAGGGUUUAUCUAAUUUAUUCUUACUAUCAGUGUUCUUAGUGCUAGUAAUGUGCAUCUGCAUUUCUUUUCCGCCUGCACUGAUAAGCCUGGGCCGAUAAGACCAAACACCUCGACUCAUGGGCUUGUCUGCACCCAUGGUGGAUGUGCUAUAGGGAGAAACACUUCUAAAGUAAUUACCUACAAUUCUUCUAUAUUUAAACGUUUAAUAUUUUGGAGAAUAUGGAUUCUCUGUUUAUUCCAUAUAUACCCCAGACAUAGAGCAGAACAAAUUGAAAGAAUUAUUUGCCUACUCUCUUCCCUUAAAAAUAAUUCUAAAAAACAGUCCAUAAAUUAAACACGCUAAUCUUAUAGUUUGUACCUGAUAUGAUCUUCAGCAGAAAAGCUUAUUAUUGUGAAGUGGAAACACCUAGGAGCAACAACAGCUAAAUCACAAGGUGGUAAGGGCCGUACUGACCGGGAGAUGUGUGCUGAACGAACCCAGCAGUAAAAUGAGCGACCUGCAACAUUGUGCCUGCAUGCAGGCCAUUCUAGCACCGGCAAUAGCGACACGCGGGACCGCGCAUUGCUGUCGCCGGCACCCCUACACACGGAGCGAUGUGUUCCUAAGCAAUAUAGUCACAUUGCUUUAAGUGAACGUCUUUCCGUGUGUAUACCCCUGUAGACCACACAAUCUCAGAUAUCUAGACCACUGAAUGCUGAAGCGCGUUGUGCAUAAAAAUUGUCUGCCCACCGUUGCAACGCUCACUGCUGAGUUACAAACUGUCUCUUGAAGCAAUCUGGGCACAAGAAAUGUGUGUCAGAGCAUUCAUGGCCAUACAACGGUCAGAGAUCAUCAUGUGCAAUGCCAAACGUCAGCACGCCACAUUGGUUUCUGGAGCAGUGGCAUUGCACACUGUGGAGUGACAAUUCUCGCUCCACCAUCUGGCAGUCUGACGGGUGAAUCCUGGAUUUGGUGGAUGCUAGGACUUCUUGCUCACGUGUGUAUUGACAUAUGGAAAUUCAGUGCAGGAGGACAUCCAUGUGAGGCAAGACAAGUGAGUGAAGUUUUUAUAACCAAAACAUUACACACAGGGCGGGAUUCUAAUCCUCAGGGGUGGUGAGCUGAAAUGCGCGAAAAGUGACCCGUUUGGACGCCCAAACGGGACUUUUCACGAUCGCGCCCAUGUCUUUAGUCUGGUUUAGCUGCCUUACGCGGCUAAACCCGUCUCUUAUGGGUGCGAUCAGCGCGAUAACGGGGGACCAUAGAAUAUCACCCCGCAAUCUCCCGUCACUUUAGACAGGAGAUCGGGGGCAAUAAAAUAUUUUAAUCCCGCCCACAAUAUAACUUGUGCUACUAGGACCUUUCGACUAAUUACAUCGGACUCAAAGUGUUAAAAUAACUUUUUCCUGUCUAGUUCCAUUUUGUAAUGGAAGACAAUACCAUGCAGCACAGACCUGUAAUGUGUAUAUGUGGACUGAAAUAGGCCUGGAUCUGUGCAUUUCCGUUGUGCAGUAUACUGUAUGUAUGAAUUUACUGUGGCUGUUCUUCAUGCAAGUCCCUGUGUAUGGUGCGGCUUUUGCUAUACAUGUGGUACAUACUUACAAUUUGGCAUCUCUGAUAACAGUUGUGAUCUCUUCAAAACUUGUAUGUAUGAAGAUAUGAUUAUAGCUAGUUAUUUGUACAGUUCAUCUGUGAUUUCAGUGUUUAUACAGCAUGACAUGCUUAUUUCAUCUAUAUUUGCACAUGAUGUGAUACAUUUACUAAGAUGGGAGUUCUAUUUACAGUAAGAUGGGAUGUUGCCCAUAGCAACCAAUCAGAGUCUACUUCUCAUUUAUAUAGCACCUUCUAGAAGAGAAUACUUGAAAUGUUAUUGGUUGCUAUGGGCAACAUGCCAUCUUAAAUAGAACUCCCAUCUUAGUAAAUUUACUCUGAUGUGUCUGUCAUCUUAGAUGGUGUAAAUGGCCCUACAUGAACAAUGAAACAAUGUGAAAGAUGAACAAUGUGGAAGAUGAGCAAUUUCCCUUUAACUUCCCAGAGCCCUGAAAAACGAAAUUGAGUGUACACACUAAGCACUUUUUCAAACAAUUUGAAAGACAAAAAAUAUCUUUGGAAUUGGCACCUUAUUUACAUAUUUUAAUAUUGGGGUGGCAUUUCUGGGUGUGUGGGCAGGGCUGUAGAAGGUGGAACCAAUUAAGUUUUUUUGUCACCCACUGCCCCACCAAUUUCCACUGUGCCACCAA
Molecule: messenger RNA, 9020 nt
Organism: Pseudophryne corroboree (corroboree frog)
Lineage: Eukaryota; Metazoa; Chordata; Amphibia; Anura; Myobatrachidae
Gene: UST
Product: uronyl 2-sulfotransferase
Exons: 8
Coding region: 538-1734 (398 amino acids)
Cellular component (GO): membrane
Molecular function (GO): sulfotransferase activity
Source: RefSeq, a predicted model, not a curated record